Molecule: messenger RNA, 8350 nt
Organism: Bolinopsis microptera
Lineage: Eukaryota; Metazoa; Ctenophora; Tentaculata; Lobata; Bolinopsidae
Product: neurobeachin-like protein 1
Exons: 53
Coding region: 53-5023 (1656 amino acids)
Biological process (GO): intracellular protein localization
Cellular component (GO): membrane; cytosol
Molecular function (GO): protein kinase binding
Source: RefSeq, a predicted model, not a curated record
CACUACUAUAUAACAAAUAAUUUGAGCUCUAUGAAUUUGAAAUGAGAAAGCAAUGAGUGGAGUGCAGUAUGUUGGGUCAAUGACCCCAGAGCAGGAAUCAAGAACAAUACAAAGUGCCAAGUUGCGAGCAACAUGGCAAAGAUUUGCCACGUCCCACCAAGUAGGAGACAUUGAAGCAACAAAUGCCAGCUUGGACAUCCACCUGAAGGAGAUGAGAUCGGUGUAUGGGUUUCAUCAUGACACUCUCCAGCAAUCUCUGACCAGCUCUCUAUCCAAGCAACAGGAAGCCCAGCUAAAUCUGAAGAAUCAUCAGAAUGACCUUCCAAAGAUCCUAGCUAAAGAGCUGGAGAAUCAGAUGAGCUACCUUAAAGAAGUUUUUGACUCAGGAGGGGACGCUACGCUGCCCCUAUCUCGAGCUCACGGUCUCAUACUUUAUCUGGUGAUAUUAUCGAGAUGCAGCGAGAACAUACAGCCACUAUCGCAAGCUCAGCUGGACGUGUCCAUAUCAUACGCAGCAGUUGUCACUUCUCAGACCCUUACUAAGACGUGUAUAGCUGUUGUGAACAAUGCUAAUCUGCCUGUCAGUAAUGUCAACGCUAACCAAGCAGUAGCUAACUGGCUACAAGCCAUACUUUUAGAGAUAACAUGCUAUUACAGUUUCAUGUGCGAUAGACAGAACAACUGGAUGAACAUUGUCAAGAGCUGUAAAGAAGAGACCCUGCUAGACGCACUAGCACUAGACGACCCCGCCAGUAUACAAGCUCCUGUAGUAGUGUCUAACCUCAGCGCUCACAGCGUUCUCAACACCACUGCUAGAGGCAACUUUAGGAUUGCCAUUAAUGGUAUCUUCAACAGUAAAGAGUGUAAAGUUAAGCACAAGCUCUUAGCUUUGGAUUUGUUAGGAACAUUCCUUUGUGGAGGAGAGUCUCCUCACGUGAUUCUGACUGAAGUGUGCUACAACAUGUCCUGUCUGGUGUCGGAAACAGCGUGUGGUAUUAUAAACGACAGUACGUUCACAGCCUUACUCUCCCUGAUAAACACGUGCCCUGAACACAGAGACCUAGUUAUACAGUGUGUUCUUAUCUACAUUCAGCAGACCCACAACUCCAGACCUGAUAAGAGACAAAUUGACGUCAGAUCCCUGCUGAGCAUUUACCUUCAGGAAAUUUCUCUCAAAGCCAAGGAUGAGGAGUAUGAAAUGCUUUCCCUGUACAUCGAACUAAUCCCCCGGAUUCUGAGAGUGAAGGACCGACCGUCUCUCCAGUCGUCUUUCCUCGGAGUGUUCGUGUUCGAUAAGUUGUUCAGAGUUUUGAGCGAGUGCAACGCUCGAGAAGCUGUUAUUAUCAGUUGUAUCAGAGCCUACUCUUCACUGAUGAGAAAAUCAUCCUCAUCCAAAGAGGAGUUCGAAGCCCACAUAGGGUAUUUAAAAAUGCUGGAUAAUAUAACAUCCCCCUCUCUCAAGAUCAUACAAGCUAUCCUUGACAUGGUCGUGGAAGGACAACAUAAAGCAGAGUUUAUUGUAAUCCAGAACUUGGAGCUGCUAAAAGUGUUUCUCAAGUGGUCCUUCACCAUGCCUGGGGAUUCUGAGAACGAGUUCUUAUCAUAUCUUCUAGAUAAGAUCCUGGAUAUAAUCACUGCCAACAUGCUAUCAGUCAUGAGGUGCAGCAGUGGCGGGAUAAUAACAGUUAUAACAAGUUUCCUGUCCUCCCCCACACGACCCCUCACCUCACAUCUUGUCGAGCAGCUCCUGGCUAUAGUGGAGAAAAUAGGAGGGUAUUCUAUAUCUGCGAUCGAGGUCCGACAAUUCAUCCUCCUAUUUCAAGUAGAUUAUCAGAUUCCGAAUUUCACGGAAAGGUUACAAGUUUCUCUUGAAAGGAUGGCGAAAGGAAAAGGGGCUGAGGGUCCUAACCACUUCUUCGAUCUACAGCACCAAACUGCCGGUAUAACUGUUCCAGAGAUAAAAGUGUGGCCGCACGGUAAGAAUUGUUACACGUUUGUGUGCUGGUUUAAACUAGACCUGAAGAGUGCCGGACGUCGUCCCAUGUCCCCCGACACAACCCUCUGUGAAGAGAGAUAUACCUUAUACAGUUUUUACAAUGCUAACGGCUACGGGUUCGAAGGAUUCUUCCGACCGGACGGAACACUACACAUAGCAGUUUGUAACCGAAAAGAAUUCACAACAACUUCUGUUGAUCACAACUUUCUAGACAACAAAUGGCACUUUCUGGGCAUCUCCCACCGCGGGUCUCCCCUCCUGGGAAUGGGUGAAGUGUGUGUCAGGAUAGACAAGAAACUUACCAACAAACUCCAACUAGCUUCCAUUAACUGUAAUCAGCCGUUCACCUCCAACACUAUUGGUGGAGCGGGAUUACGGCAAGCAAACAGUAAAGAUAGAAGAGGGAGUGGCAAUAUUCUGACCGAGUUCGGCAGCUUUAUAUCCAGCAAAACAACCGCUAACAAGGAUGUGAACGUUGUAACGGUAACGCCCGGACUACAAGACGAACACUACGGUAUCCCCACCUCACUUCACGGCCAGCUAGGUCCUGUGGCUCUCUUCUGGGAAUCUCUUAGUCCGCAGGAACUCAUCGAUAUUCACACUGUUGGACUAAACAACUUGGCUCUGUUCCAGCCCCAUUACUCUGGACCCCGGAAGGAAACUCUUUGUGAUCUCUCAGACAAACUUAUACUUUACUACAGCGCCAAGGCGUCAAAGGAGCACGUGGUACUAGACCUGGUAGCCAACAAGACACCAGCAGAGCGGUUAAACGGCCGACUCACUGGACACAAUCUCAGCACCUGGAACAUUAAGGAUAUCCUGGCAUGUGUGGGUGGAGUGCAGCUGAUAUUUCCUCUUCUGGAGAGUAUAGGACCGGUUCCUGAACCUGCUAACUCCUCUCUACACUCACAACUUAAACCGGUUUACCUCCGGUCCCAUUACACCAGUGAUUCCUCUGUUGGCAUCCACGAAGGUAAAGUGGAAGAGCUAGGAGAAGAUGCAAUAGCUUCAGGGCACGCUUCCCCAGCUGGUUUUGAUGUGGUCCAAGAGAGCGGAUCUAUACAGUCCCUGCCAGAUGAGCCAGAAGCACAGAUUAGCAACAAUGAUGAAUCACAUGUGGAGAAGACCGAAAAUAGAGUUGCCAGAUUCGUAAUCCUCCUUGAAGAGAUGUUAAGGGACUGUCCAACGAAUCAAGAAUCUUUACUAAGCACCAACGGAUUUGCUGUUAUCAGUGCACUUCUCAUAAAUACACCUCCAGAUGAAUUGAAUAUGACAUUGGUGAAGGCCCUACAAUCUUUAUGUCUGCUUCUGUCUUACGAUGUCAACCCAACUAAUUCUAGUGACGAAGCAUACUCUCCUCUUCUACACGACAUAUACCAGCACAUCUUGUUCAACUUUGAGCUGUGGUCAAAAGUGGAUCAUGAAGUGAGAAUUGCCCACAUCCAGUAUCUGAGCGUGAUAAUAAAGGAUAAUCUACAACUGUGUCGCAGACUGUACGGAGUGCAGUUCAUGUUGGACGCUGUUAGACUCUACUGUUCUAGCAAUAUAGAGCAGCCUGACACUGCGUGUGUCCUCAGACGUGCCAUAUUUGGGUUCGUGAAGUUUUACAUGAGACAUGGUAUCCAGGUAACGGAGGUCAAGUCUAUUCUAGCUUUCAUCGCAGUUACCCCAGAUCUGGAUCAGAAACUAGAAGCUAUAGAGCUGAUAACAGUGCUAGUAGAAGUUCCGCCCACAAGUUUGCCUCUAGCAAGAUGUCUAGCCUCGCAAGAUGCUCAGGAUCUGUUGGUAGGGCUGCUACAUACCCCUUGUAAUGAACUCAAGUCAUCUCUCCUCAAGCUAGUACGAACAGUAGUAGACACGUGCUGUAAGAACAAGAUCCCGCUCCACUCCACCCAGCUGUGCUACGUAGGGGAGGCGGUGAUGGCGUGCAGUAUUGACGGUAACCCGGAGAUAGUGAACGAGCUGCUGGCUACUGUCUCCAUCGUCGUCAACAGUGCUACUGAACUUAACCAACUACCGGACGUGUUGUUAAUGCAGUCUCUAGUGCAGCUACUACCCCGGUUUGGUCUCACUACUCGCCUGCACGUGGUACAGGAGCUACUGGUACUCACUAGAACUAACCUAAAGUUGGGGGAACAGUACAGUUUACUACCUUCCUGGUACAACGCCGUACUCUGUCUUAUGCUCGGAGGAGGGAGUGAGGAGGAGGGAGGACUACAAGAGCAACUAUUUGUAACUAUAAUGGAGCUGCUACACACCAUACUGUGGAGGUACUACGAGAAAGCAGGCUCCCUCACUAAGGACCAGAUAGGAAGGAUACUGCUUGCUGUUGAUGAGCUGGAGAGCAAGAUAUUUAAAACUACUUCUGUUAUCAAGAUGAGGUUGUUUGAGCUGAUAAUACACUCCAUGAACCUGGAGCUGAAGAGGUCGGGAUAUGACGGUGCUAUCACACCAGACCACACCUCACUGUUAGAGCUGUUAGAGCACUUCAUGUUUAGUAAGGAGGGGCUGGAGGAGGAGGAGGAGGAGGAGGGGGAUUGGAGUGAUCUUAGUUGUGUUAAGCAGUGGUCUUCUAAGUUGGUACAAGAGAUCCUCCUGUUCUUCAACCUGCUGGGAGUAUGGGACGGUAAGAGUGAUAUGGAGCUAUACAGGAUUAGUCUUAGAGUUCUCCUGGGCUGUCUUCAUCACCAUAGUUACGAGUACGUUUCAACAGCUGCCUCCAAACUCCACACCCUACUAGACCACCCCUACUUUGAGUCCUACUACACAGCUAGUUAUGUGCUAGGAGCACUGCACUUCGUUAUAGCACCCACACUUGAGGACGAAGUGAACCAGCUGCACAUCUUGCUAAUCCCCCUGGUGCACACAGCCCUCACACGGUGGGGCACUAUUCUGGGGCUAGAUCAGUCAGCACUGGAUCAGUUGCCUGGAGACGAGCACUCUCCUGACUUCAUGGACGACUUCUCAUGUUCAUUGAUACACAUGAGUGGGAGAGCUUUAUUAGUAACCAGGUGUAUCCGGCAGUAGCAAAGUUCUCUAAAGAAAACAACGACACAGCAGUAGCCGCCACUGCUAGAGAGUUCCUGAAGAUACAGGAGUUGUUGGAGGAAGAUAUUAUCCUGAUGAACAGAGCUAGGAUGGAGCGGUUAGAGGGCUAUGAGAAGGACAUUACGACCCAGUACAAGAAACGUGUUGAGUUUGAAGUUAACCGACAUAUUCUGGACACCAACGGUCGACACAACAAACAUCACGCCAUAAUAAAGGAGUGGAAAGAACGCAAGAAGUUCAUGACAUCAGACCGGGGUGUGUGGGGAGGCGAUGGCAACAAGACCCCUCUCUACUGGAAGAGGGAUACCCACGAGAACUACACCAGGAUGAGACUCAGGACCUGUCCUAAUAAUGAGUUUAACCCUCAUAACGACGCUAAGUUCUACGAUGAGUACGAUGUCUUGAGAGAAGAGAGCUCGGUUAACCUGCUGGGAGUAUCAGAGGAGGCCCGGAUAAGAGCUGACAAGGAGACCCAGGAGUCCUGGGAAGUGGUCAUGAACAACAACAUUCCUGAUGUCACCGACGACGAACAGCUUAUAUUCUUCGAGGACUGUCACCUGGUGACACUGCUCAAUAUAAUCCCUGGCACCCUGAAAGUUUCACCUACUCACAUCUACUUUUACGAGCAUGAAAAGGAUGAAACUCACCACAAAUUGUCCCAUAACAAUCUGGUGUGGAAGAUAAAGGACAUCCGUGAGAUUCACUUGAGAAGAUAUAAUCUCAGAUACUCUGCUAUUGAGUUCUUCUUAACGGAUCAGACUAACCAUUUUAUUAAUCUGAGCAAAUACCACCGCAACAAAGUUUACAGCAAGAUAAUGUCUCUGAGACCAGCAAACCUAGUUCACGGCAUUACCCGCACCCCCGAGGAGAUGGUCGCCAGUUCCAACAUCACUAAAAAGUGGAUGGAGAGGAGAAUCUCCAACUUUGAGUACCUCAUGAACUUAAACACGAUCGCUGGACGAACCUACAACGAUCUCUCCCAGUACCCCGUCUUCCCCUGGGUGUUGACUGAUUACCUGAGCGACUCUAUAGACUUUGAGAGCCCUCUCUGUGAAUGUUUCAGGGACUUCAGCAAGCCUAUCGGAGCACAGAUACCAGAGAGAGCAGAGCACGCAGAUAUAAAGUACCACUCCCUCCCUCAGGACGGUCUGGACCCUCCCUUCCACUGGGGAACACACUACAGUAACCCAGGUGCUGUGCUUUACUACCUGGUUAGGAUGGAGCCCUACACUUCACUUCAUAUUGACCUUCACGGCAGGUUCGACCACCCUGACCGGCACUUCUACAACAUCAACAACAGUUUCAAUAGCUCCACCAGAGGUCAGGGCGACUGCAAGGAGCUCAUUCCGGAGUUCUUUUACCUCCCUGAGUUCCUUGUUAACUCUAAUGAGUUUGAUUUUGGGACCAGGCACGAUGGGAAGCCUGUGGGAGAUGUUAUUCUACCUAACUGGGCUAAAUCACCUGAGGAUUUCAUUGUUAAACACAGAGCGGCGUUAGAAAGCGACUACGUAUCGAACAAUAUAAACUACUGGAUAGACCUGAUAUUUGGGUACAAACAGAGGGGGCAGGCUGCUAAAGAGGCUCUUAACGUCUACCACUACACUAGCUACGAGGGUAUGGUAGAUCUAGAUAACGAAAAAGACCCCAAGAAACGGCGGGCACUGGAGGCUCAGAUCAGUAACUUUGGACAGACACCCCGUCAGAUAUUCAAGGAACCCCAUCCUAAGAGAAUGAAUCUGUCAGAGGCAUCCUCACUUAAGGGUUCAGCUCUAUCACACGUGCUAAAUGCACCCGCCCUGAAAGCUAAUGCAAUACAGAUGGGUGCUCCCGAGAACCCACUCAUAUUUGCGGGAGUCAGUGGAGGGUCUCCCAAUCAAGUUAUAGAACGGGGUGUCAUGGACAACCUGGUUACGAUAUCCAGGAAUGGAGUGUAUGGUAUCCACAACUGGUUAGCAAGGUGGACUGGAGCUCAUCCUUUCUACUGUGAGAAGGAUACUCAGCUAGAAGAAGGAGUAAGGUGCGUAUCAGGGCCCUUCUCCCCCGGAGCCCGCACACCCUGCAACCUAGUGCGACUAAGUGCGGACGGGAAGGUGCUGUUCACAGCCGGACUCUGGGAUAACAGCAUCAGAACAGGACGUGUGAACCAGCACGAGAUAAUCCCUCUAGGAGUUCUCUACCACCACAAGAACGUGAUAUCCUGCAUGGAACUAGAUGGGAAGUACCUAGCUACCGGUGGUAGAGACACCACGGUAGUGAUCUGGAAGUUGCUGAGGAAGGGAGGUGAGUGUAACGGACUGAAGCCUCAUCCCAGUGCGAUAUUAUACGGCCACAACUCGGAGGUGACGUGCGUGGCGCUGAGUCAGGAGCUGGAUAUAGUGGUGUCUGGAUCUACAGAGGGCAUUGUCCUGAUUCAUACCCUGAAACAGGGAACCUAUAUCCGCACUCUGGUGCCCCAUGUUCCCACGGAGCCUGACUCGGACCACUUCACUGUGUCCUUUGUGGGUAUUGCUAGUAACGGGAACCUUGUUAUUGCUGGCAAGCUGCCAAGUAACAAGGGCGGUCACCACUCUGUCAUAUACCUCUACACUCUGAACGGGAAGCUGAUAAAGCGAGCUAAGUUAGAGGACGAAACAAGUGCCAUGUUCCUGGAGGGGAACAGAGUAGUGUUGGGAGGAACUACUGGGUCUCUGGAGAUACGGGACACUGACUACAUCAACAUCAAACAUAAACUAAGGCUCAAGACAGGGGUGGUGGCUGUGUCCAAGGACCCUAGAAACCAGCAUUUGUUUGUUACGACCACUGAUGGCAAGCUGCUUAUAUUAACUGCUACAGCUAAACCUUUUAGUAAAACUAAAAAGUAGUGGAAUUGUGUGCAUGUUUUUACAAGGAAAAUUAAGUUUUUAUCGUGUUUCUGUAGUGCUUGUAUCUGAUCUUAUAAGAAAGAUCAAUUUGAAAACUUACAAAUAACAGAAAGUAAAAUUUAAGUUUGAUUUAAGUUUGAAGGAUUGAAUUGCAGAGGAAAGUAUCCACUUGCACGGUUAUACAAUUCUUACUUGAGUUCUAUAAAGUUAUUCUACUGAUACGGCACUUUUUUGACGACAUCAAUUAUAUAAUUUGAUUGGAACAAUGGAACUCUUGCUUUGUCGCAGAAAUAUCUACUACGUAUUUAGGUUAAAUUAGAUUAGCCAUUUUGAAUGAAGACUUGGAUUGCAGUGCAACUAAGCAGUUUGGUAUAAUUGAUCAUUUUCAUUUCGUGUACUGAAUAUAUUGUAUUGAUUUAUAAGAAAUUUAUCUGUUAAACUUCAA